AAGGGAACUUGCUCGGUCCCCAAAGCUGGGACUAUCCACGGGUUGAACGCGUCGCGCACCGAACCCCGCGCCGGGCGCGUUUCGGCCAUGUCGCAGAACGCGGUGGAGGCCGCACGAGAUGUGUCUUCGUUCCUGGUGCCGCACCAGAGUUCCGAGGACCUGGUUGCACAGGGAGUUCCUGCCCGGGAAGCCAGGCGCCGGGCCUUUCGUCGGACCAUGAUGAUGGAGGUUGUGAGGACGUUGAUUGAGAUUAUCUUCUACUGGGGCGUUAUCAUGCCUGCGCUGGUGACAUUGCUGCUGGUGGUGAUCUUCUGUACCCGCCUGGCGGAUGCCUUCGAUGGCAAGAACGCCACGGGCUACGUCAACUACGCCGUCUUCGGGCACAUCGGGGAUCACUGUGAUAUGCCGAUUGGUUGGAUGGUACUCCUGUUCUGGCUCGUGACCUUCUGCAAAAUGUUCAGCAUGUAUGCUUGGGAGCGGUGCAUUUUGCGCUGUACGGAGCGAAACUGCUGCCAAAAUGACCGUUGCGAGCGGGUGAGAAGGUUCUUGUGGUACUUUGUGGCCGUUCCGCUGGCACUCUGGGAAUUGAUUUGGCCCUUGACGACCUUCUUGAUGCUCGUGAUCGCACGGGACUGCAGCUGGAAACUGAAAGCCAGCGGCUGGUUGGUUCUCACGCCUUACCUCAUGCUGGUUUUUGUCAUUUGCGUGUGGCUUCUGUGGCUCCCCUGCCUGAAGCCCAUGCUGUGCCGGGCCGGGAUCAUUCCGGACCCGGCCAACCUGGUGCGCAGCUUUCGGCAAGUGAGAUAUGAUCCGCAGGCGUUCAACGAUGACGGAGGCUAUGCCACGUCCUGUGCAAUUUGCCUGUCGGACUUUGAGGCCGCGGAUCAGAUCGUGGUGGCACCGUGCACGCACGGAAACCACGUCUUUCACAGGAACUGCUUGGCGAGCUGGUUCCGCACCGCCCAGACCUGUCCUUUGUGUCGCGCCCAGUUAGGCACUGCUGCGCCCGAGCGAGAACUUGAAGCCCCGUUGGACUCCUAAGGAGACAUCCCAAUCAGAAUCUCGUUGCACUUGCGCUGGUUCGAGAACAUCUCUUCAGCUUCAUCAUC
This is a messenger RNA of Cladocopium goreaui, 1109 nucleotides long. The record is from the annotation of a GenBank genome assembly. Lineage: Eukaryota; Dinophyceae; Suessiales; Symbiodiniaceae.